CUGCUGCUGCUCCUGGUGGUGGCUGCGAGCGUCCUGCCCGGAGCUGGCGGGACCUGCCCGGAGCGGGCGCUGGAGAGGCGGGAGGAGGAGGCGAACGUCGUGCUCACGGGCACGGUGGAAGAGAUUCUCAACGUGGACCCGGUGCAGCACACGUACUCGUGCAAGGUUCGGGUCUGGCGGUACCUGAAGGGCAAAGAUGUUGUAACCCCGGAGAGCCUGCUGGACGGUGGCAACAAGGUGGUGAUUGGUGGCUUUGGAGACCCCCUCAUCUGUGACAACCAGGUGUCCACUGGGGACACCAGGAUCUUUUUUGUGAACCCUGCACCCCCAUACCUGUGGCCAGCCCACAAGAAUGAACUUAUGCUCAACUCCAGCCUCAUGCGGAUCACCCUGCGUAACCUGGAGGAGGUGGAGCACUGUGUGGAAGAUAAACCCGGGACCCACUUCACACCAGCAGCCCCGACGCCUCCAGAUGCGUGCCGGGGGAUGCUGUGUGGCUUCGGUGCCGUGUGUGAGCUGAGUGCAGAGGGCCCAGGCCGAGCCUCCUGCGUGUGCAAGAAGAGCGCUUGCCCCAGCGUGGUGGCCCCCGUGUGCGGCUCCGACGCCUCCACCUACAGCAACGAGUGCGAGCUACAGCGGGCACAGUGCAGCCAGCAGCGCCGCAUUCGCCUGCUAAGCCGCGGCCCCUGCGGGUCCCGGGAUCCCUGCUCCAACGUGACCUGCAGCUUCGGCAGCACCUGCACCCGCUCGGCUGACGGGCAGACAGCCGUGUGCCUGUGCCCCACCUCCUGCCCAGGGGCUUCCGAGGGCACAGUGUGUGGCAGCGACGGUGCUGACUACCCCAGCGAGUGCCAGCUCCUGCGCCGUGCCUGUGCCCGCCAGGAGAACCUCUUCAAGAAGUUCGACGGCCCUUGCGACCCUUGCCAGGGCACCCCCGACGACCUGAGCCACAUGUGCCGGGUGAAUCCUCGCACUCGGCAGCCGGAGAUGCUCCUGCGGCCAGAGAGCUGCCCCCCACGGCAGGCACCUGUGUGCGGUGACGACGGUGUCACCUAUGACAGCGACUGUGUGAUGGGCCGCACUGGGGCUGCCCAUGGCAUCCUCCUCCAGAAAGUUCGCUCCGGCCAGUGCCAUCCACGAGACCAAUGCCUGGAGCCCUGCCAAUUUCAUGCUGUGUGUCUGUCCCGCCGGGGUCGCACCCGCUGCUCCUGCGACCGAGUCACUUGUGAUGGCGCCUACAAGCCAGUGUGUGCCCAGAAUGGGCACACAUAUGACAACGAGUGCUGGCUCCACCAAGCUGAGUGCCAGCAGCAGCGUACCAUCCCUGUGAGGCACCAGGGCCCGUGUGGCCAGCCCCCGUCCCCGUGCCUCGGGGUUCAGUGCCCAUUUGGGGCAAUGUGCGCCGUGAAGAACGGCGAGGCUGCGUGUGAGUGCCCGCAGGCAUGCCCAGGCAUCUACGACCCCGUGUGCGGCAGUGACGGCAUCACGUAUGGCAGCGCGUGCGAGCUGGCAGCCACGGCCUGUGCCCUUGGCCGAGAGACACGUGUGGCAAGAAGAGGGCCCUGUGACCGCUGUGGGCAGUGCCACUUCGGGGCCCUGUGUGAGGCGGAGACAGGGCGUUGUGUGUGCCCUUCUGAGUGUGUGGCCUCGGCCCAGCCUGUGUGUGGCUCCGAUGGGCGCACCUACGCCAGUGAGUGUGAGCUGCACGUGGCUGCCUGCACCCGCCAGAUCAGCCUUCACGUGGCCACAGCUGGACACUGCCAAGCCUGUGGGGACAUGGUGUGUGCCUUUGGGGCCGUGUGCUCGGCGGGGCAAUGCGUAUGUCCGCAGUGCGAGCACCCCCCACCUGGCCCUGUGUGCGGCAGUGAUGGCAUCACCUACCGUAGCUCAUGCGAGCUCCGCGAGGCAUCCUGCCGGCAGCAGACACACAUCGAGGAGGCCCGGGCAGGGCCCUGCGAGCUGGCUGAGUGCGGUUCAGGAGGCUCUGGCUCCGGGGAGGAUGGUGAGUGUGAGCCCGAGCUGUGCCGGCAGCGUGGCGGUGUCUGGGACGAGGACUCAGAGGAUGGGCCAUGUGUCUGUGACUUCAGCUGCCAGAGUGUCCUGCGGAACCCAGUUUGUGGCUCUGAUGGGGUCACCUAUGGCACUGAGUGUGAGCUAAAGAAGGCCAGGUGCGAGUCACAGCGAGAACUGUACGUUGCGGCUCAGGGAGCCUGCCGAGGCCCUACUGCCGCCCCAUUGCCGCCCAUGGCUCCCCUACAUUGCACCCAGACACCCUACGGCUGCUGCCAGGACAAUGUCACUGCUGCCCGGGGCGUGGGACUAGCUGGCUGCCCCAGUGUGUGCCAGUGCAACCCUCACGGCGCCUAUGGUGGCUCCUGUGAUCCAGCCUCGGGCCAGUGCUCCUGCCGCCCUGGUGUAGGGGGCAUCAAGUGUGACCGCUGUGAGCCUGGCUUUUGGAACUUCCGUGGCAUCGUCACCGAUGGCCGGAGCGGCUGCACCCCCUGCAACUGUGACCCCUGGGGUGCCGUGCGGGACGACUGUGAGCAGAUGAGCGGGCUAUGCUCCUGUAAACCCGGGGUGGCGGGUCCCAAGUGCGGGCAGUGUCCAGAUGACCGGGCCCUAGGUCCCACUGGCUGUGAAGCAGACUCUGUGGCACCUGUGACCUGUGCGGAGAUGCACUGUGAGUUUGGAGCCUCCUGCAUGGAGGAAACUGGCUCUGCCCGCUGUGUGUGCCCGACGCCCACAUGUCUGGAGGCCAAUGCAACCAAGGUCUGUGGGUCAGACGGCGUCACCUAUGGUGACGAAUGUCAGCUGAGGACCAUCGCCUGCCGCCAGGGCCUGGACAUCUCUGUCCAAAGCCUCGGGCCCUGCCAGGACUCCAUCGCUCCCAGCGCCCACCCGACACCUGCAGCCACCACCAGGCCUGUCACGCGUGGGGCACUGCUGGCCGCCCCCAGCGCCCUCUCCCUGGGUCCUAGUAGUACCCCCCACAGCCAGCCCACCCCUCGACCCUCAGCACGACCAUGGACCACAGCCAGCGUACCCAGGACCACAGGGCGGCCAGCGCUGACUGUGCCCCCCACGGCCUCCUCCACGGCGGCCAGCCUGGCCACAUCAGCCUUUGGUGAAUCAGGCAGUGCCGAUGGUGGGAGUGGCGACGAGGACCUGAGUGGGGACCUGGAGGCCAGUGGAGCCGGCUCUGGGGGACUUGAGCUUCCCGAGGGUGGCAGUGCUGUGACCCCUGGACCACCCAUUGAAAGGGCUUCCUGCUAUAACUCGCCUCUGGGCUGUUGCUCAGAUGGGACAACAGCCUCGCUGGACGCAGAGGGCUCCAACUGCCCAGCCACCAAGGCAUUCCAGGGCGUGCUGGAGCUCGACGAGGUCGAGGGGCAGGAGCUGUUUUACACGCCUGAGAUGGCUGACCCCAAGUCGGAGCUGUUUGGGGAGAUGGCACGGAGCAUCGAGAGUGCAUUGGAUGACCUCUUCCGGAACUCGGAUGUAAAGAAGGACUUCCGGAGCGUGCGCCUGCGGGACCUGGGGCCUGGCAACUCAGUCCGUGCCAUCGUGGAUGCCCACUUUGAUCCCACCACGACCUUCAGAGCACCCGACGUGGGACGAGCCUUGGUCAGGCAGAUCCAGGCAUCGCGGCGCAGGUCCCUGGUGGUGAAGAGGCCACUGCAGGAGCACGUGCACUUCAUGGACUUCGAUUGGUUUCCUGCAUUCUUCACCCCGGGAGCCACCACUGCCAUGGCUGGAGCCACUACUGCUGCCCACCUGCCCUCUGCCUCUGUGACCCCCCGGGCCCUGUACCCUACUCACAUGAGCCUCAGCAGAACCACAGCCCCCACCAUCACCCGCCGGCCCUCCACCACUACCCCAAGCCAUGUGCCUGGACGCCGGCCCCUGCUCCCAGGCACCCCACGGCCCCCACAGCCCUGUGACUCGCAGCCCUGCCUUCACGGUGGGACCUGCCAAGACCGGGAUGCUGGCCGGGCUUUCAGUUGCAGCUGCCCCCUGGGCAGGGGGGGCACUGUCUGCGAGACGGUGUUGCGCCCUGCGGUGCCAGCUUUCAGGGGCCACUCCUUCCUGGCCUUCCCCACACUGCGCGCCUACCACACACUGCGCCUGGCACUUGAGUUCCGGGCGCUGGAACCACAGGGGCUGCUGCUCUACAAUGGCAAUGCCCGUGGCAAGGACUUCCUCGCGCUGGCUCUGCUGGGGGGACGCGUGCAGCUCAGGUUUGACACUGGCUCUGGGCCUGCCGUGCUAACCAGCUCGGUGCCCAUUGAGCCAGGCCGCUGGCACCGCCUGGAGCUGUCACGGCACUGGCGCCAGGGGACACUCUCAGUGGAUGGCGAGACCCCCGUACUUGGCGAAAGCCCCAGUGGCACUGAUGGUCUCAACCUGGACACAGACCUCUUUGUGGGUGGUGUUCCCGAGGACCAGGCCACUGUGGUGCUAGAGCGGACCUCAGUCAGCGCUGGCCUGCGGGGCUGCAUCCGCCUACUGGACAUCAACAACCAGCAGCUGGAGCUGAGUAGUCCGGGGGCUGCAGCCCGCAGUGCUGGUGUGGGCAAGUGCGGGAAUGACCCCUGCCUGCCCAAUCCCUGUCAUGGUGACGCCCCAUGCCAGGCCCUGGAGGACGACAUGUUCCUCUGCCAGUGCCCGCCCGGCCGUUUUGGCCCGACUUGCGCUGAUGAAAAGAGCCCCUGCCUUCCCAACCCCUGCCACUGGGCAGCCCCCUGCCGCGUGCUGCCCGGGGGUGGAGCCAAGUGCGAGUGCCCCCUGGGACGCGGGGGUGCCCUCUGCGAGAUAGCCUCAGAGCAGGAUGACUCCUGGCCCUUUCUGGCUGACUUCAAUGGCUUCUCCUACCUGGAGCUGAAAGGCCUCCACACCUUUGAGCGUGACCUGGGGGAGAAGAUGGCGCUGGAGGUAGUCUUCCUGGCCCGUGGCCCCAACGGCCUGCUCCUCUACAAUGGGCAGAAGACAGACGGCCGGGGGGACUUUGUGUCCCUGGCGCUACACAGCCGCCACCUGGAGUUCCGAUACGACCUGGGCAAGGGGGCAGCAGUCAUCAGGAGCAAGGAACCAGUGGCCCUGGGCACCUGGACCCGGGUCUCGCUGGAGCGCAGUGGCCGCAAGGGUGCCCUGCGUGUUGGCGAUGGGCCCCGAGUGCUGGGGGAGUCCCCGAAAUCCCGCAAGGUGCCGCACACGGUCCUCAACCUGAAGGAGCCGCUCUACGUUGGGGGUGUCCCUGACUUCAGCAAGCUGGCCCGGGCUGCUGCUGUAUCCACAGGCUUUGACGGCGCCAUCCAGAUGGUCUCCCUGAAAGGCCGCCAGCUGCUGACCAAGGAGAACUUGCUGCGGAUGGUGGAUGUCUCAUCCUUUGUGGACCAUCCCUGCACCCGGCCCUCAGGCCACCCCUGCCUCAAUGGGGCCUCCUGCCUCCCACGGGAGGCUAAGUACGAGUGCCUGUGUCCUGCGGGCUUUUCGGGGCCACACUGCGAGAAGGGGCUGAUCGAGAAGUCAGCAGGGGACCUGGACACGCUGGCCUUCGAUGGGCGAACCUACAUUGAGUACCUCAACGCUGUGACUGAGAGCGAACUGACUAAUGAGAUCCCAGCCCCCGAAGCUCCGGAUCCCGGGGCCUCUCACAGUGAGAAGGCACUGCAGAGCAACCACUUUGAGCUGAGCCUGCGCACAGAGGCCACACAGGGGCUGGUCCUGUGGAGUGGCAUAGCCACGGAGCGAGCAGACUACAUGGCGCUGGCCAUCGUGGAUGGGCACCUGCAGAUGACCUAUGACCUGGGCUCCCAGCCCGUGGUGCUUCGCUCCACUGUGCCUGUCAACACCAACCGGUGGCUGCGGGUCAAGGCGCACAGGGCACAGAGGGAAGGCUCCCUACAGGUGGGCAAUGAGGCCCCUGUGACCGGCUCCUCCCCGCUGGGCGCCUCGCAGCUAGACACAGACGGAACCCUGUGGCUGGGGGGCCUGGAGAAGCUGCCUGUAGGCCAGGGGCUGCCCAAGGCCUACAGCACUGGCUUCGUGGGCUGCCUGCGGGAUGUGGUGGUGGGCCGGCGCCCACUGCACCUGCUGGAGGAUGCCAUCACCAAGCCCCAGCUGCGGCCGUGCCCUGCGUCCUAAGCCAGCCAGGCCAGGAGCCCCUGCCACCAUCACCUCCCACCU
Trichechus manatus latirostris (Florida manatee) is the source of this 6186-nucleotide messenger RNA. RefSeq names its product agrin (gene AGRN). Gene Ontology annotation, molecular function: laminin binding; calcium ion binding. NCBI's taxonomy places the organism in Eukaryota, Metazoa, Chordata, Mammalia, Sirenia, Trichechidae. The transcript is spliced from 39 exons. Gene Ontology annotation, biological process: neuromuscular junction development; receptor clustering; G protein-coupled acetylcholine receptor signaling pathway. The record is from RefSeq and is a predicted model, not a curated record. The annotation marks the transcript as partial.